Molecule: messenger RNA, 3981 nt
Organism: Balearica regulorum gibbericeps (East African grey crowned-crane)
Lineage: Eukaryota; Metazoa; Chordata; Aves; Gruiformes; Gruidae
Source: RefSeq, a predicted model, not a curated record
UUUGGGCUACCCCCACCGCCACCAGGAGCCAACCCCGCCGACUACUACCACCAAAUGACGCUGAUGGCCGGCCACCCUAACCCCUACGGGGACCUCCUGAUGCAGAGUGGGGGAGCAGCCAGCACAGCCCAUCUCCACGAUUACCUCAGCCCCGUCGAUGUGUCCCGGUUUUCAAGCCCGCGGGUGACUCCGAGAUUAAGCCGAAAACGAGCCCUGUCUAUCUCCCCGCUGUCUGACGCCAGCAUUGACCUCCAGACAAUGAUCAGGACCUCCCCAAACUCUCUCGUGGCAUAUAUCAACAACUCCAGAAGCAGUUCAGCUGCAAGUGGUUCCUACGGCCAUUUAUCUGCUGGGACAAUCAGCCCGGCGUUCAGCUUCCCCCACCCCAUUAACCCCGUGACGUACCAGCAGAUCCUGACCCAGCAGAGAGGCCUGAGCUCAGCCUUUGGACACACUCCUCCCCUGAUCCAGCCAUCCCCGACCUUCCCCCCACGGCAGCACAUGGCGGUCAUCUCCGUCAACCCCCCGCCAGCACAGAUCAGCAGCAACAGCAACUGCAUCUCUGACUCCAGCCAGAGCAAGCAGAACAGCGAGUCGGCCGUGAGCAGCACAGUCAAUCCAGUAAUUAACAAGCGCAGCAAAGUCAAGACUGAAGUCGAGGGCUUGCCCCCAGCGUCCCCAACCACACAGGAGCAUCUGACAGACCUGAAAGAAGAUCUAGAUAAGGAUGAAUGUAAACAGGAGCCUGAGGUUAUUUAUGAGACGAACUGUCACUGGGAAGGGUGCACAAAGGAAUAUGACACUCAAGAGCAGCUCGUCCAUCAUAUCAACAAUGAUCACAUCCAUGGGGAGAAGAAGGAGUUUGUCUGCCGCUGGCAGGACUGCACGCGGGAGCAGAAGCCCUUCAAGGCUCAGUACAUGCUGGUGGUGCACAUGCGAAGACACACCGGAGAGAAGCCACACAAGUGCACGUUUGAGGGUUGCUCCAAAGCCUAUUCCCGCCUGGAGAACUUAAAGACACACCUGAGGUCCCACACUGGAGAAAAACCCUACGUCUGUGAACACGAAGGCUGCAAUAAAGCCUUUUCCAAUGCCUCGGACAGAGCCAAGCACCAGAACAGAACGCAUUCCAAUGAGAAACCCUACGUCUGUAAAAUCCCUGGCUGCACGAAGCGGUACACAGACCCUAGUUCCCUCAGGAAACAUGUCAAGACCGUGCACGGGCCUGAUGCCCACGUCACGAAGAAGCAGCGCAACGAUGUUCACCCGAGGCCACCGCCACUCAAGGAAAAUGGGGACAAUGAGGCAAGCGCCAAGCAGAGCAGCAAGGUUUCAGAGGAGAGCCCUGAGGCCAACAGCACCACGAGGAGCAUGGAGGAUUGCUUACAAGUCAAAACGAUAAAAACGGAGAAUUCUGUGAUGUGUCAGUCCAGCCCUGGUGGCCAGUCGUCAUGCAGCAGUGAGCCGUCACCCCUUGGCAGCACCAACAACAAUGACAGUGGAGUAGAAAUGAACAUGCACAGUGGGGGAAGUCUGGGAGAUCUGACAGCGUUGGAUGACAACGCUCCUGUUGUGGACUCAACGGUCUCAUCUGGUAAUUCGACAGUCAGCCUGCAGCUAAGGAAACACAUGACGACGAUGCAACGACUUGAACAGCUCAAGAAAGAGAAACUCAAGACAGUUAAAGAUUCCUGCUCAUGGGUGAGCCCAGCCCCACAAGCCAGAAACACCAAGCUGCCUCCCAUCUCAGGAAACGGCUCUAUUCUAGAAAAUAGUGGUGGUUCUUCUGCUACGCUGCCUAAUCCCAGAAUAAUGGAGCUGUCUGUCAAUGAGGUUACGAUGCUGAACCAACUCAACGAGCGCCGUGAUAGUACAACAAGCACCAUCAGCUCCGCCUACACCGUCAGCCGCAGAUCAUCAGGGAUCUCCCCGUACUUCUCCAGCCGCCGUUCCAGUGAGGCUUCUCAGCACUACAGGCUGAAAGCCAAGUAUGCUGCUGCCACGGGGGGCCCCCCUCCGACUCCCCUGCCGAAUAUGGAAAGGAUGACCCUGAAGAACAGGAUAUCACUUAUGGAUGGACCAGACCCCACCUUGCCCUCCAUCCGACUCCCACCGGGCCCCAGGCGUUGCAGUGAUGGUAACACCUAUGGCUACCCAUCAGCUGCAACGUUUCCCCAUGAGGUGCCGGGCAACUGCACGAGGCGGGCGAGUGACCCGGUGAGGAGACCUGCCGGCGACCCCCAGGCCCUCCCACGAGUUCACCGCUUCAACAGCACCAACAGCAUGAACCCCUUGCAUCCUCCACACCCCACAGACAGGAGGAAUUUCGGCCUUCAGAAUUAUGGGCGCUCAGACGGAAGCCUCCCCCGGCACACCUACUCACCCCGGCCGCUAAGCAUCAGUGAAAACAUCGCCAUGGAAGCCAUGUCUGGGGAGGCAGAGGCACCCGUUGGAGACGAUGACAUUAUGCUGCCAGACGAUGUGGUGCAGUACAUCAAAUCCCAGAGCAACGGGAUGGCGGCUGAGAGCACUUCUAUGGGGUACAGCAACGACAUGCAGGGUUUCCAGGGAAGCGGGAAGCUGCAGCCUCCAGCCUUGCCCGGCCAGCGUAGGAUGGCAGUGGCUGAGGCAAGUAUGAGCCACUUGGGACCCAUGAUGGCAGAGUGUCCCAUGAGCUUUGAUGCUUCCUCAGACAUGAAUAAAAAUAACAUGCCUGUCCAGUGGAAUGAAGUCAGCUCGGGUACGGUUGAUAUAAUGUCCAAUCAGUCAAAGCAGCAGUUUUCGCAAGGGAAUUUAGCGGUGGUCCAGCAGAAGCAGAACUUUGGUCAGUACCAGAACUACAACCAGCAGCAGAUGCAACUGCCAGAGAACAGCAUGAACGUAACACAGCAGAGCUUUAUGCAAAGAAAUGUGGGCAUGGAUGGGCAGAGGCUAAACUGUAUGCAGCUGCGGCAGCAGCCGAUGAGCCUAGGCCCCGGUAUGAACCCUGAUCUGGGCUUGCACACAGGGUAUAAUCAACCUCAUCACAUGCUGAGCCCCAGUGCAAUCAGUGGCAACCCAAAUCAGAUCUCUCCUUCUUGUAGCAACAUAGCAGCAAAGUCUGGACCGCACCUUCACCCUCAGCAAAUGGACAUGGCAACCGACCCUUCUUUAAUGGUCGGCAGCAACAGUGAGCGCACUAUGCUGGGCCAGGUCAUGCACGAACCAAGUCAGCAGAACUAUUCAUCUCAGCCGACCCACCUGAACUUCCCCAUGGGUCAGGAGGCCUUUCAUCAGCCCAUCAUGACCUCCAACCAGCCCAGCUUUGAGCCUCAACAGAGCAUGAUGGGCUCAGCCGCGCAGGCAUAUCCACCUGGCAUGGUCCAGCCUCGUCCUCCACCCGAGCCAAGCCCAGGCAGCAGACCCCGAGGCCUCCGCACCGUCCAGCAGCUGGGCUACAUGAGAACUCCUCACCCUACAAACACCAUCAGCCCGGGCCAGGAGGCGGCAGAGGCCGCGCAUAAAAGAACCAGCGACAUGUUGCCGGCACCAGCCCAGCAGUGUGCGGAUGGCACGAGGGAAAAUAAUUUGAUGUACUAUUACGGUCAAAUCCACAUGUACGAACAGAACAGCAGCUUUGAUAACCACGCGGACUGCCGGGUCAGACAGCAGCAGUGUGCGCUGAACAGCAAGCCGGCCGCUCUGCCUUCCCCGGGUGCGAACCAGGUGUCCAGCACGGUGGACUCGCAAGGUCUUGAGCCGCCGCAGAUAGAUUUUGAUGCAAUCAUGGAUGAUGGGGACCAUUCAAGCCUGAUGUCAGGAACCCUGAGCCCCAGCAUUCUGCAGAACCUCUCCCAGAACUCCUCUCGCCUGACGACUCCACGAAACUCUCUGACACUGCCCACCAUACCCACGGGAAUAAGCAAUAUGGCAAUAGGCGAUAUGAGCUCCAUGCUAACCACACUGGCGGAAGAGAGUAAAUUUCUAAACAUGAUGUCAUAA